Molecule: messenger RNA, 379 nt
Organism: Octopus bimaculoides (California two-spot octopus)
Lineage: Eukaryota; Metazoa; Mollusca; Cephalopoda; Octopoda; Octopodidae
Biological process (GO): regulation of transcription by RNA polymerase II
Cellular component (GO): nucleus; CCAAT-binding factor complex
Molecular function (GO): RNA polymerase II cis-regulatory region sequence-specific DNA binding; DNA-binding transcription activator activity, RNA polymerase II-specific; protein heterodimerization activity
Source: RefSeq, a predicted model, not a curated record
UGUGUACAGGAAUGUGUUUCAGAAUUUAUAAGUUUUAUCACAAGCAAGGCUAGUGAAAGAUGUCAACAUGAGAAACGAAAAACCAUCAACGGUGAAGAUAUCUUGUUUGCUAUGUCUACCUUGGGCUUCGACGAUUACGUCGAUCCUUUGAAGUUAUACUUACAAAAAUACAGAGAGUCUGCCAAAGGAGAGAAAGAGAUGAACCCCAAUGCUAUAAUGGGAGAAAAUGCAGUGGAGGAACUUGACGAAGCAUAUACCACAUUAGCAAAUAACAUCUUGUCAACAGAGCAGUCUGGCCAACAGAAUGUCCUUUACGCUUAUUCAGGCCAGAUGUUGCAACAAAUAUUCUAAAGAAAUCUGGACAUUUUCUUUUCCUUCU